AUCUGUGCGAGUCUUUUUUGGCCCAAAAAUAAAAUUCCCAAAUUGCUCACCGAAGUCUCGAAAACCCCAAUAAGCAAAUCCCGAACAAUCCACCGACCACAGCGUCUUCCGCCGCCGUCGAGCACCGUCCGAUAGCGAAAUUGUGAGUUUAGGGUAAUUGAGGUAGUAGUGACUAGUGAGCAAGUAUGACGACUGCAGCUCGACCAACGUGGGCUCCUGCUAAAGGUGGAAACGAGCAAGGCGGUACUCGGAUUUUUGGCCCUUCACAAAAGUACUCAUCGAGGGAUCUCGCUGCACAUACGACUUUAAAGUCCAGGAGAGAAGGGCAGGACACGCAAGAUGAAUUGCAGAAGAGGAACCUCCGUGAGGAGCUGGAUGAGCGUGAGCGAAGGCAUUUCUCAUCAAAGGACAAGUCUUAUGAUGACAGAGAUAGACGGAAGGGAAGCCAUCUUCUGUUGGAAGGGACGAAGAGGGACAUUGAAGAUCGCAUCAUACCACGUAGUGUAGAUGCUGAUGACUCUGAUGUGGAAGCCAAAAGUUAUGAUGAGAGCGACGAUGAUGAUGAUGAUGAUGAGGAUGAGGACGACACAGAAGCUCUGAUGGCUGAGCUUGAACAGAUAAGGAAGGAAAGAGCAGAGGAGAAGCUACGAAAGGAACGACAAGAACGGGAGGAAGAGCUUAAAGUCAAGGAAGCUGAGCUUCUAAGAGGAAAUCCACUGCUUAAUAACCCAACAUCUUUUAAUGUGAAAAGAAGAUGGGAUGAUGAUGUGGUAUUCAAAAACCAGGCUCGCGGUGAAACCAAGACUCCGAAACGUUUCAUCAAUGACACCAUCAGGAAUGACUUCCAUAGGAAGUUCCUGCAGAAAUACAUGAAGUAGAUGAAGAGAAGUGAAAUGGUUCUUAUUUCUUAACUGUUCUAUGUACCAAAAUUAGAAAUUGACCAUAUACUGGACCUGAGUUUUGGUUGUGCUGAGAACAAAUCAGUUUGCCAAAGUUUAAGUGUUAAAUGCUAUUCCUUGUAUAAGUUUGCAAACAUUGUCCUUUUAUUUUAGUAAUUGAUGAUAAGAUUGGGGUGCCAUCUACUCCCUUUUAUUAACAUCUAUGAAAAAGAAAUAAAAAAAUAGAAAAUAACUCACUUGAAAUAUGAUUCUUU
Messenger RNA from Morus notabilis, 1153 nucleotides. Its product is annotated as protein CWC15 homolog. The coding region runs from base 186 to 878 and encodes 230 amino acids. Gene Ontology annotation, molecular function: RNA binding. Gene Ontology annotation, cellular component: catalytic step 2 spliceosome. The record is from RefSeq and is a predicted model, not a curated record. The transcript has 8 exons. Gene Ontology annotation, biological process: mRNA cis splicing, via spliceosome. NCBI's taxonomy places the organism in Eukaryota, Viridiplantae, Streptophyta, Magnoliopsida, Rosales, Moraceae.